Molecule: messenger RNA, 510 nt
Organism: Entrophospora candida
Lineage: Eukaryota; Fungi; Glomeromycota; Glomeromycetes; Entrophosporales; Entrophosporaceae
Source: the annotation of a GenBank genome assembly
ACAAAUGAAGGUGAUGAUGAUCCAGAUACAGCAAGGUUGCCAGAAUUAGAUCCUGAUGGUAAUGAUGAUGACAAAAAUGCCACGAGUAUUUUAUUUGAUGAUGAUGGAGUGAAUGGAUGGACGAGUCCAAAUGGCUCAAAUUUAUGGAAUUUCACGAUAAUGACACCUGAAAGAGAAGAAUUUUUAUAUUAUGUUUCAGAUUUUUCUUCUGUCUCUCAUAUUGGCGAAUUUUUAGCAGAAGUAAUUAACAAAAUCAUUGAAUGUAUUAAACAAAAAAAAUCACAGCAAUUGUUGAUAAUGGUGCUAACAUCACCAAAACUAGAAGGACCGACUAGCAAGGAUAAAUUAUUUGAACCACAUGCACAAUUGCCAUUAAAAGCCGGAUUGGAUGUAAGAGAAGAUUUGGGUUCAAUGCAAAAACAAUCAACAUCACCACAUCUAUUACAUUCGGAAUUUGGAACACACAUGGAAAAAUUGUCCAGACCACAUAAUAAUAAGAAGACAAGAUGA